Schistosoma haematobium is the source of this 5183-nucleotide messenger RNA. RefSeq lists its product as uncharacterized. Gene Ontology annotation, cellular component: neuron projection; synapse; membrane. Bases 450 to 3995 code for a protein of 1181 amino acids. Gene Ontology annotation, molecular function: extracellular ligand-gated monoatomic ion channel activity; neurotransmitter receptor activity; transmembrane signaling receptor activity. NCBI's taxonomy places the organism in Eukaryota, Metazoa, Platyhelminthes, Trematoda, Strigeidida, Schistosomatidae. The record is from RefSeq and is a predicted model, not a curated record. The transcript is spliced from 12 exons. Gene Ontology annotation, biological process: monoatomic ion transmembrane transport; nervous system process; regulation of membrane potential.
UAUAUAUAUAUAAAACAAAUCAAAAGGAAAGAAAUAUUCAAUGAAAGGCGGACAUGUUGUUAUGUUGUUAUUCGUCUUAGAAACAACUAUAAUUAUUGUUAUUUGUUGUUAAUGUGGUAAUCACUGGGAGAGAGAGAAAAAGAGCGAGAGAGAGAGAGAGAGAGAGAGGGAAAGAGAUGAACAGAAAACAAAACAAAAAAAAGAAUAACCAUGAAAAGAAUAUAUUCUUCACCUGUUUACAUACUGAUUCAUUGUGACAUCAAUGAUUUCUUUUCAUAAUCUAUUCAAUGAUUAUCAGCAUACUUCUGUAAUGAUAUUGAAUUCUUUUUUCAAUUACUCCGAUGAUUAUUAUUAUAAAAAGUAUUUUUUGACUGAUUGAUUGAUCGAUUAAUUGAUUGAUUGAUUGACUGAUUAAUUGAAAGAUAAACAAGGUGACAGAAAUAUUUAUUAUGAUGUCAGGAAAUUAUACAUCAUCAUCAUCAUCACCAUCACCAUCAUCAUCAUCAUUACCAUCAUCAUCACCAUCAUCGUCUAAUCAAUGGAUAGGAAAUAAAUCAUUCUAUAUACGUGAUAAUACUAAUCCAACCUUACAACAUAUCAUAGAAAGUUGUAAUUAUGAUCCAUUUUCUAAUUAUAACACUAGACUAACUUCAAAAUCAUAUAAUCAUUCACAAAAUCGUUAUGAUACAUUGUAUCAUUCGAAACAACAACAACAACGGCAAAAUGAUGCAUUCAAUUGUAAUAUGCCAAGAAUUGUAUUAUCACCGCCGCCUCCGCCACCGCCACCGCCACCGCCACCACCACCACCACCAUCACAGAUUCAAAAAUCAAUUAGAAAUUAUCAACCUAUGAAUGAAACAUAUUGUAUACCUAAACAAUCAUAUUCACCAUUAAUUAUUCAAAAUAAAUUAGAAACAGAAAAACGAAAUCAUUCUUAUUAUAAAUCAAUGAUAAAACAACAAAAUCCAUAUUAUCCUAUUCAAUAUACAAAAUCAUCAAUACAAAUGAUGCCAGAAACAAUAUUAUCAAUGAAUCGAUUAAAUAAAAAUCCAAUCAAUCAACAUAGAUCACAACUAAAUCCAUGUUUAUCAUCUUAUAGAUCAAGUCAACUAAAUGAAACUCAAUUAAAACCAUCUUUGAAUGUAUUCAACUCAAAAAGAAUAAUAUUACCAGAGAUACCUCAUAAUUCUAUAAUAAAUACAAGUCAUAUAAUGAAUUCACAAAGAAGAACUCAUCCACCUAUAAAAUGUAAUGUAUUAGAGAAUAAUAAUAAUGAUAAUAAUAAUGAACCGGAUAUUUGGAAUAUUGGUUCAUCAACUGGAAUUGGACAAUCAAAAUCUCGAACAAUUAGAUCAUCAUUAUCUAAUCAAAAAUAUAAAUUAUUCAAUUCAUCAAAACAACAAUUAACUCUAUAUCAUGAUGAUAUGAAUAUGAAUCUAAUGUAUUCAGAUAAUGGUAAUAGUCUAAUUAAUACAGAUGAUGAAACUGUUUCAUUAAAUACAAUAGAUGAUAAUAAUAAUAAUGAAGAGAAUAUGAAGUUAUUAAAUAAAUAUUCAAAUUCAUUAAAACAAUUUCAUGGAAAUAAAUAUGAAUUAAAUGGUUCAACAAAAACACUGAUUCCAUCUAAUCAAUUACAACAUCCACUUAGUACUUCAUGUAAAUCAUCAAUACAUUGGAAUAAAAGUCAAACUACUCAUUUAUUGAAUCAAAACUUGAUUCCUUCAGACUAUAAAACCGAAACAAAUCUACCUUUAAAUAUUCAACCAAAUAAUAUACCGGCUACUGUAAACUCAUCUCAAUUUCCAUCUUCAUCUUCAUCAUCAUCAUUAUAUGAUCAACCAACUACACUUAUUAAAACAUAUGGAGAUGAUUCUGGUGAUAAAUGGACAGUUUAUUAUCGUAAUCCAAAUAUUCCUAAUGUUCAUAUUGAAUCAAUAGAUGAUAAUAAUAAUAAAACAACUCAAUUACAUGAUCAUUCUAUAUCAAAUCAAUCUAAUUCAUAUAAAACACUUUCACAAUAUUCAAACGAAUAUUCUUCACAAAUCAAUAAUCAAUUAUUAAUACCCGAUCAAAAAGAUGGAAUACCAUUAAAACAAAUCAAUAAAAUAGUAACUAUGGAAAAUACAACGGAUAUAUCUAAAAAGAAACGUAAAAAAUAUCGAUUUUAUUCAAUCAAACAAACUGAAUAUCUUAUUGAAGCAUUAGAAUCAUUAACAAAUUCUAUAGAAAAGAAUAAUAUCAAUCUUGAAUUAGAAUUAAAGGAUAUUGAUUUAGAUAAUAAACAAUCAUUAUUGAUGUUACAAAAUACCGAUAUUAAUUUACAUAGAAAUUCAUCAUUAACAACUAAAUUACGUCCAAAAAGUUUCAAUACAAAAUAUGGUAUUAUUAAUCGUCAUGAAUAUAAACGUAAAUCAGCUGGUGUAAAUCAUACAGAUGAAUUGAAUCAUAAUCGAAUUGAAAAAGUUGCUGUUGAAGUACGUGUAGUAUUUUUAAAAAUUGGUGAAAUUGAUACAUUGAAAGAAUUAUAUUAUGCUGAUGCAUUUCUUCAAGCCAAAUGGAGAGAACCAAAACUUGAUGGACAUACAGCUGAAGAAUUAAGUAUUACUGAAUUGGAACAAUAUUGGAAUCCUUUAUUGUAUAUUGAUAAUAUAUUAAGUGAAACAAAAGAUACUCAAUGGAUAAUGGCUGUACGAAAUGAAUAUGGUGAAGUUUAUUUAAUGGAACGUAGACGUAUUAAAGGUGUAUUUUUAGAAACUUUAGAAUUAAAUGAUUUCCCAUUAGAUGUACAGGAUUUAACUAUUACUGUGACAACAGAACGACCUGAUACAGAAGUUGAUAUUAUUCCUGAUCAAGUAGAAAUGUCUGCUAUCAAUAUACAAACAUUUGUUGAUCAACAAGAAUGGAAAUUACAUGAACAUGUAGAGAUUAAAAAACGAAUUAUUAAACAAGAAUAUUCUAGUUCAAUGAAAAGUCAUCCAUGUUUAUCGGUAACAUGUCGAGCAGCUAGACGACCCGGAUAUUUUUAUUGGAAUGUAUUUCUUAUAAUGUUCAUGAUUUCUGGUUUGGCAUUUGCUACAUUUGCUGUUUCACCGGAUAAAGCAGAACUUCGUCUACGUUUAUCAUUUACAUUAAUUCUGACCAGUGUCACAUUUAAAUAUGUGAUUACACAAAGUUUACCAAAAAUUUCAUAUUUAACUUAUAUGGAUAAGUAUGUUUUAAUGUCGUUAUUCAUUCUGUGCAUAAUCAGUAUUUGGCAUGCAGUUGUUACAUUGAUUGGUUUAGAUUUUGAUUUACCCGAUUCACCUGGAUUUGGAUCAUCUUUACCUAGUACUUCUACAACUACUACUACAAGUACUACUAAUACUACUGCAACUACUACAUCUGCUAUUAUUUCACCGAAUUUAAAUGUAAAUACAACAAAUCAAAGCCCUAGAUUAUAUUUUCCUAAUCAUAAUAAAUCAGAAUCAAUACAGUCUACUCCUAAUCAUUCUCAAAUGAAAAUAUCAAAUUACAAGUUUUCAAAUACAUCUCAACUAUCAGAACAAAUGAAUAAUUCAGAUGCAUUACCUUCAUUGCAUAAUCUCUCAUCAUUAUCUCCAUUGUCUUUGUUAUCUACUCCGUCUAUGUACAAUAAUCUAUUACAGGAUGAUUCCUUUACACUAUUAUCUAAAACAGGAACACCAUUAAUGACGGCAACACCUGUUAAUCAAACAUUCAACUCUUUAUUAAAAGAACAAAACAAUGGAUGUAGUCGGACUAAUCGUAUGGCAUGUUCCGAUUGGAAAAUGGUACAACAAAUAGAAAAACAUGUAUUCACAUCAUUUGUUACAAUUUAUAUAUUGGCACAUGCAAUUUUUAUAUUUUGGCUUUAUUUCGAUGCAAGUAGACGUAGACGAGAAAUGACUCAGAAGGAUAAAGAUUAUAGAGCAUUUUUACAACGUAAUCGUCAAUGGCAAAAUAUAGAGAAACAAAAAGAUAUGCAUGCAACUAAUUAACAUUCAUCAAUUUCAUUACAAACUGCAUGUUCAUAAAUAAGAAUUAAAGAGAAUUCAUUCAGUAUUUAUGACAAUGUAUAAAUCCAUAUGAUGACAAAUAUAAUUUCUGUUUAGUUUUUGUUUUUUCUUUUUUCUCUUCUUUUUUUCUCCGUUUUUUUUCUUCUUUUUCAUUUCAAUUCAUUUAAACGUCGUCAUGUAGUAACUUGUACUUGUUCCGAUGAUUACGUCAUAUAAGGUUGUAUUUCAUCUAAAAUAUUGAAUGAUCGACUAUGAUGUUUGUAUUUUGAAUUCAUUUCUGGAAACUAGUUAAGUCAAUUGGAGACAUGAAACCAAUUCCAAAGAUCUGUAUCAAAAUAUCCAACUUGUCUGAUAGUUUUCUUCUCUUUUCUUUUUGUAUUGUCUUAUUUUGCAUUGGUUUGCACAUAAUUUCUUAUUUUCUUUUUCACUUGUACUCAUAAACAUAUCUACACACACAUACGUACACGCAUACGCACACAUACACACACACACACUUUCUUAGUCAUAAGGUGUACACUAAUGCAUAGUUGAGUUCUUGUAUACAAACUUAGAUACUUUAAUAUAGAUAAAAGUAUUGACAUGAACUUAUUUUCAAAUCCAUUUAUGCAUUGAGAUGAUUAUGACAUGUACACAAAUCUUUUUAUUUCAUUUAUGAAUAUAUAUGAUAUAUUGUAGUAGAUUAAAGUGUUUAACUCAUCCUCUUAUUCUCCUAGUUACUAUAAGCAUGAUUUUAAUUCAAAAUUUCUCUGUGUUACUGAUGAGGUUUAAUGAUCAAGAAGAAGAUGAAUGAAAUUUAAGAAACAAACAACCAUAAGACCAGUUUACGUUGUAUGAAAGAGUAUUUAUUUAUUUGAACAUAUAAACAUUGGUACAAGGAGGCAUCAAAAACAUAUGCACCACACAGAUCUCAUUUGAUAUGUGUGAGGGCUGGGAUACUGUCCGGGUGCCCAGACCGAAGCAGGUGAUUUACUUAGGGGGCGAAAUUCAGAGGAAGAAAAGCGAAUGUCCGGCGCUUUAACCGGAUCCCAAACCAGUGGUGCACAUGUCCUCCAGUACCCUGAGGGAACAAAUGGUGUAUGAACCAAUGGUUGGUCACCGGCUGCCAUGGGACUGCAUCUCCUUACAAUGCUCCACUGCCUUGUGGGUUAGACCUUUAGGUCAAAGGCUCGG